AUGUCUGGAUCUACGCAGCCCGUGACAACACAGAGCUGGCGUGCCGCCGAGCCGCGCUAUCCCCCGCACGCCAUGUCCUACCCGGUGCAGAUCGCUCGACCGCAUGCGGACGUCGCGCUGUUGGAGUACCAGCAUCAUUCCAGGGAUUUUGCUUCCCACCUCCCGCCCGGGUCGAUCAUGCAGCCGCAGCGGCGGAGGCCAUCCCUGCUCUCCGAGUUCCAGCCAGGCAACGAAAGGUCUCAGGAGCUACACCUGAGAACCGAGGCGCAUUCCUAUCUCUCUGACCUGACCAAGCCGUCGGACUUGGAGUUCAUUGAAACCAAGAGACCACGCCUGGAUCUGCUGCAGGACCCGCUGCUGCGGCACUCGCCUCUCCUGAACCAGAGCCAGCAGGCAGGGACGGAGGAUCUCUCCAAGGAUCGUGGCCUGCCUGGCAAACUGGAGCCUGUGUCGCCCGUGAGCCCUGCCCACCCCGAUGCCGAGCUGGACCUGCUGCCGGCCCGGCUCUCUAAGGAGGAGCUCAUCCAGAACAUGGACCGCGUGGACCGCGAGAUCACCAUGGUGGAGCAGCAGAUCUCCAAGCUGAAGAAGAAGCAGCAACAGUUGGAGGAAGAAGCAGCCACGGAGCCUGAAAAACCCAUCUCCCCCCCUCCUAUCGAGUCCAAACAUCGCAGCUUGGUGCAGAUCAUCUACGACGAGAACAGGAAGAAGGCGGAAGCUGCCCACCGGAUCCUGGAAGGGCUGGGUCCCCAGGUGGAGCUG
Eurypyga helias (sunbittern) is the source of this 762-nucleotide messenger RNA. Its product is annotated as nuclear receptor corepressor 2-like. Lineage: Eukaryota; Metazoa; Chordata; Aves; Eurypygiformes; Eurypygidae. The record is from RefSeq and is a predicted model, not a curated record. Gene Ontology annotation, molecular function: transcription corepressor activity. Gene Ontology annotation, biological process: negative regulation of transcription by RNA polymerase II.